Candidula unifasciata is the source of this 957-nucleotide messenger RNA. The record is from the annotation of a GenBank genome assembly. NCBI's taxonomy places the organism in Eukaryota, Metazoa, Mollusca, Gastropoda, Stylommatophora, Geomitridae.
AUGGCUGCCACGGCCAUUACAAGAGCUAUUCUAAUGGGCAAUAACCGACUGGUGUUGGAGUGUCUGAAGCAGGGAGAGAAUCCCCACCUGACGUGUAGGAAAACGGGUAGAUCUUAUUUCCACGUUGUAGCUAGCACGGCCACUGCUGAUAAGGAGCUGCAAUGGGUUCCUGUGGUGUACCAGUUAUCCAACGCCGGAGUUGAUGUGGAUACCAAAGACAGAGAAGGUCAAACAGCAGUUAGAAUUGCCAUCAAAAGGCGGUUGGUCCAGAUCCUAGCAGCUUUGCUGAAAUGUGGUGCUGAAUUCAGUGCUGCUGACGAAUACUAUGCUGAUCAAGCUGCUGGAGUGGUCAAGUCUGAGAUGAUGAAUGUUAUCAGAAGGUUAACCCCUGGGUACUGGGCGGCUAUAGAUAACUUCACACACUCAAAGGUCAACCGUCUCAUCAAAGCCUGGUCACGUGUUAACAUAUCCAGAAAUGGCCAAACCCUCAUCGAAUAUGCCAAACAUAACGCCGGAGACACGUCUGUAGUCAAGUCACUGGUACACAACGAAGCCUCCAUUGAGCUGGCUCAUGCGGUCAUGGCCGGGGACGCCGAGAGAGUCAGGGUCAUACUUUGUGACAGCGCGGCCGAUCUGGCAACAACAGACACGUCAGUGAAAAACAGCUUCGUCCCCUUAACGCUUUUCGAGGCCGCCAUUCUGUAUCGCCACGACAAUAUACUAUCAGUAUUAAAAGAAAUAUCCAGAGCGAAAUCAUCUACUUUUGUAAAGCCAGAUACAAAUACGGACUUUUUCAAAUCGUCCAGCGGAGACUGUGGAUCUAGUUCUUCUCAGUAUUUCCGGAAGAAAUCCGAAUCAGGAUCCAUGGGUAAUCUCAGCAACGUCAUUUACUACGGGAGUAAUAAUUCCGUUGGAGGUUCGGACUCUGUGACGUCAGCAAUGUGUGCCAUAUUUUGA